CAAGUUUCUUCUACGCACCAUGAUCAGCUGGCAAGUCACUGAGAAGACCACUGAUGUGAAAUGGCAACUCGACAACGACGUCAUCAAAUGCGACAUAUAAGAAGAAUGUCGAUUCAUCUUUAUCGUUCACAUUCAAACCACCAACUUCAAAACUAAAACUUACAUUCAACCAACGCGCCCUGCAUUAAGAUGGACAAAGACUGCACUUGUACCAGUGACUGCGGCGCAUGUGCCCCCUCGGGCACUGGCUGUACUUGCCCCAUGAAUAGUUGCGACUGCGACAAGUGCGACAACUGUGACAACAAGCCAGAAUCUUCGCAAUGCGACUGUGGUCCCUCAGGCACUGGUUGUACUUGCCCCAAGAAUAAUUGCAAGUGUGACAACUGUGACAGCUGUGUCAACAAGCAACACUCUUCACAAUGCGACUGUGGUCCCUCGGGUAUUGGCUGUACUUGCUCCAAGAAUAAUUGUAACUGCGACAACUGUGACAGCUGUGUCAACAAGCAACACUCUUCGCAAUGCGACUGCAAAGGUACAGGUGUCAGCUGCGACUGUACCAAUCAGCAGCGGGCGUGCAACUGUGCAACGAAGUAGUCGUCUACAUGAUCACAGAUUCAUCAGAAGAUCCCGCCGAGUAUUCAGCCCCUUUUAUUUGGGACGACCUUUGUAUCGGUACCGCAUGAUGUUGUAUUACUAUAGUAACCGAUAGUUCUUUAGGUCAUCCUCUUCGUGACAUUGUCUCUUCUUGAAUCCGAAAAUACAAGAAACCUCAAAACA
Molecule: messenger RNA, 777 nt
Organism: Suillus discolor
Lineage: Eukaryota; Fungi; Basidiomycota; Agaricomycetes; Boletales; Suillaceae
Exons: 5
Coding region: 190-594 (134 amino acids)
Source: RefSeq, a predicted model, not a curated record